Molecule: messenger RNA, 4050 nt
Organism: Amblyraja radiata (thorny skate)
Lineage: Eukaryota; Metazoa; Chordata; Chondrichthyes; Rajiformes; Rajidae
Product: 1-phosphatidylinositol 4,5-bisphosphate phosphodiesterase delta-3
Exons: 15
Coding region: 190-2457 (755 amino acids)
Biological process (GO): lipid metabolic process; intracellular signal transduction
Cellular component (GO): plasma membrane
Molecular function (GO): phosphatidylinositol-4,5-bisphosphate phospholipase C activity; calcium ion binding
Source: RefSeq, a predicted model, not a curated record
GAAGGAAGCAUCUCAUUCGGCGCUGCUCCGGACGGGCAGAGAGUGCGGGAGCGGAGACCACAGGCGGCGGGGCGAGGGCUGACACAGCCACGGACACGGACACAGCCACAGACACAGACACGGACACGGACACGGAUACGGACACGGGGGCGGUGUCGGGGCAAAGCCCGGGCCCAGGGAAGGAGCACCAUGAUCGGCAGCAGGUCCGGAAGUUUGGUGCUUCCGCCACAGGACGGAGACGGCAAGAAACUCGCUCUGAAAGCCUUCCAGAAAGUUGGGUUACAUGAAGAUGAUGAUGUGAAGUACAUGCUGAGAGGCGGCAAGUUGCGAAAAGUAAAGUCCAGUAAGUGGAAGAAGGAUCGCCAGAUGAAGCUGCAGGAGGACGGGCUCUCAAUCUGGUACGAGUCCAGGAAUAAGUCACCUACGUUCUCGGUGAUGGACAUCCAGGACAUCCAGGAGGGUCACCAGUCGGACGUGAUGACCAAACACGGCGGCAGCUUCUUGCAGAAACGUUGCUUCACCAUCGUGUUCGUGGGCAGCCGGAGCAGCCUGGACCUGGUGGCGGCCUCAGAGGAGGAAGGGAGGUGCUGGGUGCGGGGGCUGAAGAAACUCACCGGAAGAGUAGCAACCAUGAGCCAGCAGGACAAAAUCGAACACUUGAUCCACCAACAUCUGCAGAAGGCUGAUAAAAACAACGACAACAAGAUCAGUUUUAAGGAAAUGAAAAAUAUGCUCAAAAUGAUCAAUCUGAAAGUAAAUGAUGAUUACGUCAAUUCCAUCUUUCAGCAAUGUGACAAAUCGAAAACAAAUAAACUGGAAGAGCAUGAGAUCGAGGAGUUCUGCAAGUUACUGAUGCAGCGUCCAGAGUUGGAGCAAAUCUUCCAUCAGUUCUCAGGCCAGGGGCAAACGCUGACCACUGACGAGCUGCAACAUUUCUUGAAAGAACAGAAGGAGAUGGUUACAGAAGAAAAUUGUUUGAACAUCAUGCAGAAGUACGGACUUUAUGAUAACGGCAAACUGAACCAGGGCUUGACCUUCGAUGGCUUCAUGAUGUACAUGCUGUCUCCUGAAGGGAACAUUUUUAACCCCGACCAUGAGAAUGUCUACCAGGACAUGAGCCAGCCACUCAGUCACUACUUCAUUUCAACUUCCCAUAACACCUACCUGAUGGAGGACCAGUUGGGAGGACCAAGCAGUACCGAGGCAUACAUCAGAGCUCUUCUGAGGGGCUGUCGCUGUGUGGAGUUGGACUGCUGGGAGGGGCCGAAUGGAGAGCCUAUCAUCUACCAUGGAUACACCCUCACCUCCAAAAUCCUCUUCAAGGACGUCAUUACAACCAUCAGGGAUUACGCCUUCACGGUUUCUCUGUAUCCCGUCAUCCUGUCCCUGGAGAAUCACUGUGGCAAGGAGCAGCAGGCGGUCAUGGCCCGGCACUUGAAGGGAAUCCUCGGCAACAUGUUGGUCACCGCUCCGGUCGAUGAUAAAGUCCUGAGGGAGCUUCCCUCACCCGAGGAACUCAAGCGGAAGAUUCUAAUAAAGGGGAAGAAGCUGAAGUGCUCUGGGUCCACGGCAGUGCAGCAGGAGGAAGCAACAGACGACUGUGAAGAAGAGAAUGUGAUAAAAGAAAAGAAAAACAAGAAGAAACUCACGAGGGAGCUGUCGGACCUGGUGAUUUACUGUCAGAGUACCCAUUUCCAGAGCUUUGACCAGACCUGGAUUAGACAAGUUUCCCACGAGACAUCCUCCUUCUCUGAAACCAAGGCCAAGAGGCUGAUUGCUGAAAAUGGGUUCAAUUUUGUCGUUCACAACACCUUGCAGCUCUCCAAGGUCUACCCGCUGGGUUCCCGAGUCAGUUCUUCCAACUUCAACCCUCAGGAGAUGUGGAACGGCGGCUGCCAGCUGGUGGCCCUGAACUUUCAGAAGCCUGGAAUGGAGAUGGAUUUGAACAAAGGGAAGUUUCGCCAGAAUGGUCGAUCCGGUUACAUCCUGAAGCCCAGCUUCAUGAGGGACAGGAGCGUUCUGUUUGAUCCCGCGCGGCCCAUCGAAGGUUCAGGCCUCGACAGGAAGCAGCUGUUCAUCGAUGUUAUUACAGCACAGCAGUUGCCCAAAGUGAAUAAGGACAAAAAGAACUCCAUAGUGGAUCCUCUGGUGCGUGUAGAAAUCCAUGGAGUUCCUGAAGAUAACGCCACAAAAAAGACAAAACACAUUGAAAAUAAUGGUUUUAACCCAGUGUGGAAUGAGUCGCUCCGGUUUAUCAUCAGCGUUCCCGAGCUGACGCUGAUCCGGUUCCUGGUCGAAGAUUACGACUCGUCUUCCAGCAACGACUUCAUCGGGCAGUUCACACUCCCCUUCACCAGCGUGAAAGAAGGCUACCGCCACAUCCACCUGCUGGCCAGGGACUCCGCGUCCCUCUCACCCGCCACCCUCUAUGUUCGCGUCAGGAUUAAGAGCCUGUAGUGAGGAGCGAGCUGACACCCGGAACGAGUGCGGGAGUUGGUGCAGCAGCCCAGGGCUGUCAAUGGGGACUGGAAUCGAGUUGACACGAUGGGGACUGGAAUCGACCUUCGAACGUAUACAGCGAUAAGAGUCGUUAUUGUAACAUGGCAACGUGGGGAGAAACUUUAAACCAGAGAUACGUUGUGGGCAGGGCAGCGAGUGGACCUUGUUCAGUCUGCAUGGAUGAUGCACACCUUGCAAACGCUCCCUAUUUUCAAAAUGCAGUGCUUGGAAGUUGGUCCAGCGGUGCUGCCCAUUUCAUCGUCUAUCCCGCAGAUACAGUAAAACCAAACUCCCAUACUUCAGGGAGCUUCACGUCUCCCCAGAUGUUUAAUGAGAACUUCUACUGCAAGUUGCUCUUGCAGGUUGGAUCCCAGCUCAGAUCCCAGCUGUUCCAGGUGUGACCACUGGCUCCCUGCAGUAUCAGUGGUUCCAUGAACUUCCCAGUCACUGACCGCUCUGUUCCAAACCUCAGGGCCUUGCUAUGUGAGCGCAUUGGGACCUGACUCACAAACUCUCUGAUCCUCACCCUCAACUCCAGCCAGCUGUCACCCCUGCCCCCCUGUCGCUGGAUGGGAAUAAGCAGGGGUGUACAGAGUGCAAUGUGGGCAGGGAGGUUCUGAAGUGUUUGACCACUAGGGCUGGCUGUUAGUUGGGGGACAUUUGCCGAGGUAGAAUCGAGCAGCCAAGCCAUCACCUGGAUAGAUGUGGGAUUUAAAGGUCAGCACAGAGCAGGGAUUUUCAGUGGGGACUCUUCUGAUCUGAAUGGUCCAUGGGAAUGUUUCAAGGAAUCCACCACUACAUUGGGGAUAGCACUGGUGGCUUUGCCCUCACUGCAUCCUCACUCUUCCAGCCUCCAGCCUCAGCCCUUCCCUUUCGGUCCAACAGCUAGCUAUUCCAUCUCUGGAAGAGCCUGACCCAGCUUUGCUCAUUCCAUCUGGUCACUCACGCAAUGGCGUCGCUAAUGUGCUCCUGGGAGCUCACCCUCGAGCCUUUCCUGUCCAGAAGUCUCAAGGUCUCCAUUGGCUGGAACUGCUCUUCAUGUCAUCACAGAUCUCGUAGCCAUUACUUUCCAGCACUGAUUGGGAUUCAACAAGCAACCAUACCCAGGAAACCUCUCGAUUCUCUCUUCCCCUGUAAUUCAUCAUACCAUCUCUGUUUAAAAAAUGUGCUUAACUAAAAUUGAAUAUGGGCCAACUCAGGUAGACAUCUUGGUCAGUAUGGAUGAAUUGGGUUGAGGGGCCUGUUUCUAUGCUGUAGAAGUCCAUAUCCUGCCUUGUUCCUCGUAAUUUCCUAAUUUUAUUCUAAGUCUCCGGAGAUGUGAAUCUUAUUCAGUUUUCAUAGAGUCCGAGUAAUACAGCAUGGAAACGGCCAAUCGGCUCAUUUCUUAUAUGCCAACCAAAAUACCUCAUCUAAGUUCGGCCCAUUUAUCUGCAUUUGCCCCAUAUCCCUAAAUCUUUCCGACCUAUGAAGCUGUCAAAAUGUAUUUUAAGUGUUAUUGUACCUGGCUCAACUACAUCCCUGGCAGCGUGUUCCAUAUACCAACUACUCUCU